Rodentolepis nana is the source of this 966-nucleotide messenger RNA. The record is from the annotation of a GenBank genome assembly. Lineage: Eukaryota; Metazoa; Platyhelminthes; Cestoda; Cyclophyllidea; Hymenolepididae.
AUGAGGACGUCUUCUAAAAAGGAUAAAAAGACCCUAGGAAUUAAAUCUGGAGGAAUUCGUUUUCAACGAGACAGAGGUCAGCACAUACUAAAAAAUCCACUUGUUGUCCAAAGUAUCGUUGAAAAAGCUGGAAUCAAACCCGUUGAUACAGUUCUAGAAAUUGGUCCUGGUACCGGUAAUCUUACCAUGAAAUUGCUGGAGAAAGCCAGAAAAGUUUGUGCCUUUGAGCUUGAUCCUAGAAUGGUUGCUGAACUUCAUAAACGUGUGCAAAACACUCCGUUUAAAAAUAAACUGGAAAUUACAGUAGGUGACGUAAUCAAGGCAAAGGAAUGGCCAAAGUUUGAUCUUUGCGUUGCUAAUUUGCCUUAUCAAAUCUCUUCCCCUUUCAUUGGUCGUCUUAUCACCGUUCAAAAUCACUUUCGUGCUGCUGUAGUCAUGUUACAAAAAGAGUUUGCUGAUCGUCUCUUAGCCCAACCCGGAUCUAAAAUCUACUGCCGUCUUUCUGUCAAUGCCCAAUUUCAUUUCAAAAUCUCCCAGCUUAUCAAGGUCAGUCGGAACAGUUUCAAGCCCCCACCCCGCGUCGAUUCUACUGUGAUCAGGAUCGAGCCCCGUCAUCCUAAACCUCCAGUCUCCUUUGCUGAAUGGGAUAGUCUGCUUCGACUAGUUUUCCAGAGAAAAAAUAAAACCAUCAGUUCCAACCUAAAAAGUGACGCAAUAACGGCCUUCCUUCGCAAAAAUUACUUGACCCUUCUGGAAAAACAGAGUGCCGGCUCUGGCCAGCCAGUCAACCCAAGUCCUCCAGAAAUUACUGAAGAGGGUGAAAUAGGAAUCGCAGCUAUGUCAGUCAAGAUUAGAGAAAUCCUUAAGACAUCCGGUUUCGAAUCCUCCAGAGCCAGGGCAAUGGACGAAGACGAUUUAUUAAGAUUACUUCUCGCCUUUCGAAAGGAAGGUAUUCCUUUCGCUUAA